Messenger RNA from Bactrocera latifrons, 1911 nucleotides. RefSeq names its product lysM and putative peptidoglycan-binding domain-containing protein 3. The transcript has 4 exons. The coding region runs from base 52 to 903 and encodes 283 amino acids. The record is from RefSeq and is a predicted model, not a curated record. Lineage: Eukaryota; Metazoa; Arthropoda; Insecta; Diptera; Tephritidae.
UGUAGAUACAAGUUACCAAGGUUUAUUUACAUAUUUCAUGUUUAAACCUUAAUGAGCGAAUAUACAUAUAGCUGUGCAAUGCGUAGGCAACGGAGAGUGAAUCUAUCACCUAGCUAUUAUAACGGUGCGUCUUAUUCUGCCAACACAUCAUAUGCUCCACUAAAUAAAGAUUUGGAUGAUGAGAAUCCUGUUGAAAUGGAGAGGUUGCCACGCAUUGCAAGUUUAGAAAAUAGACAAUUGCAUAGUUUUGAAAAUACUAUUGAGGCUAAAGUGGAAGUAGGUGAUUCUUUACAAGCAUUGGCUUUACGUUUUCAUUGUACAGUUGCAGACAUAAAACGACUUAAUAAGAUUGAUAAGGAUAACGAAAUUUAUGCGAGGAAGUUUGUAAAAAUUCCAGUAACGCCACAUUCGAUAUUAUUGGAAACAUUACCAACAGUUCACAAAAGUGGGAGUAAUAGUCCAUCUCAAAGUGAACAUGAAUCAGGCAUAAUUAGAAACCCUUUGAAGGAUGCUAACUUUAUGUUAGGCGAAAAACUGAUAAUAGCUUCUGUAAAUGCUUCUGGUAAUAAUAAUCCGCAAAAUGUUGACACCAAUAAAUCAGUUUUAGCCUCUACAUUGAGGAGCAAAGACAGUGCCUACUUGGAAAAAGAAAAUCAUUCUACCAAUGACUCCACGGCAUUAUUAGAGGAUUUUCUUGAUGAUGAUUUUGCGGAUACAUAUGUACGACCUAUCCGAGGGCCCUCAAUAAGUGCACUACAUUGGUCUGGUUCUGAUGGAGACAUGACUUGGGUAUGCUUGUUUGUUGUAAUCUUGGCUUUAUGUUUUGCUAUACCAUUGAUAGUUGUGAUUUUUUGGACCCAUCCACACAGCAGUGGCAACAACAAUGCAACAACAAAUAACUGACAUAGUUUAAACGCGAAUGACAAAUAUCUUUAACGGUAUAAUUAUAUUAUAAUUUAUAUUAUAAUUUAUAUAUAAGUAUAUGAAGAGUCCUUCAAAGUGAUUCUUCAAUGUAAAGAUGUCAUACAGCUGCAAGCACUGAAAUAGUAGUGGGUGUUAGUGAUUUACAUAUCUGUGAGUUAUGUAAAAUGCCAAACAGUUUCAGCAUCCAUUUAAAUGCAAAAGUGGAUCAUAUUUUCCAGACUAUGUUUAUUACUAAAAAUAUUUAGGUUUGAAUAUGUACAAGAUAUGUUCAUUUACAAAGAUGUGCUUAUGUAUGAAAAUUGUUGGAAGCAGUAAAAUAGUAGUAAAGUACAAAAUUUUUUUUUUUUUAAAUACUGAAGUGUUUUUGAAAGUUUCGUCUAUAGGAGAUCUUAGUGCUUGGUAGCAUGACAUGAUUUUUGAUAACGGCAAUACAGAGUUUAUGUGCUGAAUCUGGGACCAUACUCUGUAUUAGGGGAGCGCCUUAGAUACUGAAGGGACCCUUUACCGCCAUAUAGAACAAUUUUCGACAUGUCUGUGUACAAGAUGUUCCGUAAUUUCUCAAUCGUCCAAUUCAGGUGUCCUUUGGCGAAUUUAAGAGGACUCGUCACAAGAUUUUUUUUAAUAAUGAUACUUUUCGAGGACUGCGGACUUAUAAAUUGUAGAAGUCUUCUCACUGUAUGAACACCGCAUUCCAGGUUCAGUUCAUUCCGAAUCUCCAUAGCUGACCUUCUAGGUCGAGUCUUGGCACAUCUUACAAGUAUUCGUGUACAAUUCUCAGAGAGAAUCCAUAUUGCUUUUUUCGUCUUUUUUUUAUAAAUAAUUGCAUUGUGAGUCGUUGUGGCUUAACACCCAACAAUUCUUUCCACUCCCUUGUAGGAUUUAUCGUUGUUUAUGACAGAGUGAAUCCAUUUCCGUUUUUCUGCUUUUUACAUUGAAUAAUAAAUAAAAGAUCAGGAAACUUACUUUUUGUUUGAUAAAAUUAAAUUU